This is a messenger RNA of Xyrauchen texanus (razorback sucker), 3913 nucleotides long. Its product is annotated as transforming growth factor-beta receptor-associated protein 1. Gene Ontology annotation, cellular component: cytoplasm; membrane. The transcript is spliced from 12 exons. The record is from RefSeq and is a predicted model, not a curated record. The coding region runs from base 91 to 2610 and encodes 839 amino acids. Lineage: Eukaryota; Metazoa; Chordata; Actinopteri; Cypriniformes; Catostomidae. Gene Ontology annotation, biological process: endosomal vesicle fusion; vesicle-mediated transport; intracellular protein transport.
GUCCAGAACACUAACAGACUUUCUACGCUAAUGAGGUGUUCAUUUAAGGUGUAUUUUUUGCCCCAGACACCUAAAAACGAGUAAAUAACCAUGAAAGUCUUUACCUCUCUGCUGGUCUUUCAAAAAUUGCCCUCUCGGAAAGGCAGAGACAAAUACAGCAUUCAAUGUUUAGAGUGUUUUGGUAAAAACCUCUAUAUUGGGACCAGAGAGGGAGUUGUCGAGUAUCUUACUGUAAACAGUGUGAGUGGUGAAAAAAGCCUUGCAGUCCGGGAGGUGGGGAACAGACAGAUGGGCCGAAGUGGUGCCAUCGGCCAGCUGACGGCAAUCCCUGUUCUGAAUCAUCUUCUAGUACUGUGGGAUGGUUCGGUCACAGUGCUUAACAUGUUCUCCUUGGAACCCAUUCCUGCCCUGAAGAAAAUCCAGAAUGUGUCACUCUUUUAUGUAAAUGAAUCAGUGGUUCAGACUCAGUCUGUUUCUGUGGAGCUCUUUGUAGCUUCCACCAAGAGGAAAACAGUAAGCAUUUACAAGGUGUGUGUGGACAGAUGGGAAUGUGUGAGACAGGUGGCUUUGCCGCAGGAACCCGUGGCUUUAACCGUGCAUGAGACGUGUCUGUGUGUAGCGACUUGUGACAGAUACUUUCUCCAUGAUUAUGAGAGCCAAACCACGCUUGAUCUUUUCCCACAUAACCUGGGAAAGCAAAGUAUAAUUGCCAACAAAUGUGGAAAAGGAGAGUUUCUUUUAAAUGGACCCGGAUGUUUGGGCAUGUUUGUGAUGAAGAAUGGAACUUCUCAGCUUCCUCCUGUGCAGUGGCCUGAGGGGGUGGUGGGUGCUGCAGUUUAUUUCCCAUAUGUGCUCACGCUACAGAAUCACACUGUCCAUAUCUACAGCAUACUGGACCAGCAACUGAAGCAAACUGUCCCCAUUGGAAGCGCCAAAUCUCUCAUUUCAACAGAAGCAAGUGUUUUUGUUGUUGCUGAAAAAGAGAUUUAUCAGCUGUCACCUGUUCCCAUGGAGGAUCAGAUUCAUGAGCUGGUAAGCAGAGAGAGAGUUGAUGAAGCCCUGACAUUGCUGGAUAGAGUUCAAGAUCUCCUGCCAAAGGAGUCGUAUAAGGAUUUGCAUAAAAAUGUCAUCUGUACAUCUGGAAUGAUCAAAUUCUACAGGGAAGCUUUUGUGGAUGCAAAAGAGCUUUUCAUUAAAGGUGAACUGGACCCAAGGGAAAUUAUUAGCCUUUAUCCAGCUAUGUUUGCCAUGAGUGACGAUUUCACACCUCAGACAACAGCAGUCAGCAAUGCCAAGGAUCUUUGGUCCUUAAGUCGACACGACUGGCCAACAUUUCGGCAAUACCUAAGCUUCUUGGAUGAGUUCUUGAGAGAAGUCAGGCCAACAACACAGGGCCAAAUCUGUUCUGAGGAGAUCGACUCAGCGCUUUUUAAGCUCUAUUUGGAACAAGGAGAAUAUGGGAAACUGGACCAGUUUGUGUCAUCUCAGAAUAACUGCAACCUCCAGAUUUGCGUGCCUGACUUGGAGAAACACAAAAGGUUUUUCACACUUGGAUUGCUCUAUCAAGGCCAAGGCCAGCAUUUCAAUGCAAUUCAGACAUGGGUUAAAAUUGUGGAGGACCAGAGUAAUGAACCGUCACACAUCAGUGUAUUCCAACAUAUAGUUAAUACUCUCUCCCAUCUGGAACACAAACCUAUCAUCUGGAAAUUUGUAGACUGGGUGUUUCAGAGAGACCAAGAGGCUGGAAUACUCAUCUUUACUAAGAGGCAUGGAAGAGACCGAAACACAUUUGCACCAGAGGAAGUGCUUACUGUCCUUGCCAACUACCCAGUUGCCACGACUCUUUACUUGGAAUAUUUAGUCAAUGACUUAAACAGCAAGGAAGAGAAGCACCACACUCUGCUUAUCACAGCAUAUGUCAAAAAGAUACUGCAGUCAACUAAGGGUGCUGCGAACAAUUAUACAAGCGAGGAUGAGAUAAGACAUAAACUACAGAAACUACUUUGGCAAUCUUCUGUCUACAGUGCUGGUGCCAUAUAUGACCAAAUAAUGUCCUCAUUUCUUCAUGUGGAGAAAGCAAUCUUACUUGGGAAAUCCAGUAAACACAAAAAGGCCCUGCAGAUAUUGGUGAAUGAUGAAAAAGACCAACAAGCUGCAGAAAGCUACUGUUGGAGGACCUCUGCUGGACAAGACAGGAAGUUCACACAGAGAAUAUUUCUCAUCCUGCUUCAAAUUUACCUCGAGUCCACACAGCAUGUGAUCGCAGCAGUGGACUUGUUAAAUAAAAAUGCAUUUGCUUUUGACGUAGUGAGUGUGCUGAGGGUGCUGCCAAGCUCCUGGUCUCUGCAGUUGGUGCUGCGGUUCCUGUGUGAAUCACUGAGGGGAACAGUGCAUGACAAAAGAAUGAGAGGUCUUGAGAUGAGCCUAGCCAAGGUGGAAAACCUAAGAAACAAGCAUGCCUGGAUGGAAGCAACACAUGAAGAAAUCAAAGUUGACCGAGGAUGUAUUUGCCAUAGCUGCCAGAAACCUCUUACAGGCCCUCAGUUCCUGCGCAGGCCAACAGGAGAGCUGACACACAUAUACUGUCAUGCUGGAGAGAGCAGUCACUGAACAACCGAGACACCAUUAUUCACAUCUAUUGGCUUGGCAGACAUUUACACUACAUUUAGGCACUUAGCAGAUGUCUGUAGUUGUUUACAAUAAAGACAGUAAUUUCUAGGACAGUAAGUCAGGUUGCUGAGGAUUUAUGUUAUACAGUCAGCUAGGCCACAAACACCAAAAAAGAAACCCACAGCAGUUGCACAUAGGCCAAUAUUGAACUUCAGCUAAACUAAAAGAUGGCUUGGAUGCUACAGUACAAUCAGUUGUUUCAGAUAAGUCUCUAGACAACUAAAGACUAUGUGCACAGUUCAUUUAUAGUGCAGAUGUGGAGGAGAUUUGGUGACUGAUGAAAACAUAUCCAGGUCUCAUUUCACCCCUAAUUCAAAAGCCAAAAUGUAAAAAACAAAAAUAUUUUGCAUAAAGAAAGUGAAGCCUAAUUGAAACAUCAUUAAUAGUUUUGGUAUUUUGGGAUGAUAGAUGACCUGAAAGUGUUCUUUACAGGCUUUGUGAGAUUUAACCAAGUGUUUUUUAUUUUUAUUUUACAAAAGGUAUACUUUGUACUUCCUCUGCAAAUAGCAAAUCGUAGACAUUCCAAUACAAAUAAUAAACUAUUCUUUUCAACUGUACAUUCAUUCAUGCUUCAUAUAGAUUCACCGAGCUGUAAAAUUGAUUUAUAGUUGUUAGGCUGAAAUGUUAAAUGACCUUUGUAUCCUAUAUCCCUCCACAUACACAUUUUCACAUCGGUGCCAGAAAACAAACUGUAUUCUAAACAGCUCAACAUCUCUUUUACACCCACUGGACUAGGGUUGGCCCUGUGCUGUCUGAUUUAGCCCAAGCAUGGUGUGGAACUGGCAGCCUGACAAACACAGGGCUGUACACCACUUCAGGACAUAGUGCUCUCCAGACAAGCAACCUUAUGUCGAUAUAUUCGCAGACCAGUCUGUUUAGUUUAUGGACAUGAAAAAAUAAAUGACAAAAUACCUCCAAAAUUGUAUGCAGGUGAAUCAUAAUAAAGUAAACGGACUGAUAUGUCAGAGUCAAUCACUGUUGCAUUGAGCCAUGUUGAACUGCAGGAAGUCUUCGGCCUCACUUCCUGUUUUGAAUAAAUCUGACAUCACUCUUCUUUACCUUUUGUACUGGCAUGGUUUCUUAUAAUGGCAUGUUUACAAAUAAAGAGACAUGGCUUUUGAAAGCUCUCAAUGAGCUUUAACACAGAUUGCUGUGCCAGACAUACACUGUUUAUUUUAAUAAAAAAUUAGCCAGUGGGAUGGAUUUUGAAAGCAUCUGGUGUGUGUAUUGUUAUAUUAUACAU